AUGUCUACGGGUUCUAAAGAUGAUAACUUGGCUCUUUCUUCUGAGGAUUCUUCUAGCCCGGAUGAGUCUGAGCUUGAAUUGGGUCUUGGGUUGAGUCUUUCUCAUCCUGCAAAGUAUCAUCAUCAUCAUCAUGGUAACUAUGCUAGGAUUUUUACUGCUAAGGAUUUUUCUUCUUCUUCACCUUCCUCUGCUGGAACUAAGAGACCUGCUGAUUCUCUUGAUGCUACCAACCGUCCCAGUCAAGUAGUUGGAUGGCCGCCCCUUCGAACAUAUCGAGUGAAUAGCUUUAAUGCCAAUGUGAAAUCAACUGAAGCAUUCAACUCUGUGGCUGAGAAGAACAAGAACAAUAAUACCGUGGCAAGGAAGAGUACUGACAACGGAAAGGAUGAAAAUAACGUUAAUGUCAAAGAUAAAAGAAACCUCAGGAGUUCCCCGUUUGUCAAAGUAAAUAUGGAUGGGAUACCGAUUGGAAGGAAGGUUGAUUUGAGCGCUCACAGUUCCUACGAAACAUUGGCAGAGAUAUUGGAGGACAUGUUUGACGAAUCAUCGACAGGCGUCACUUGCAAAGGAUCAAACGGGGAGGAUCACAACAUGACUAUCAGAGGAGAAAAGCUUUCAAUACUGUUGGAUGGAUCUUCUAAGUUUGUACUCACUUAUGAAGACAAGGAAGGAGAUUGGAUGCUUGUUGGAGAUGUUCCUUGGGGAAUGUUCCUUAGUUCCGUGAAGAGGCUAAGAAUCAUGAGGACAUCCGAGGCUAAUGGACUUGCACCAAGAUUGGAAGAAAAGAGCAGCAGACCGAAAAGCAAGCCAAAAUAG
Vicia faba (fava bean) is the source of this 816-nucleotide messenger RNA. The record is from the annotation of a GenBank genome assembly. NCBI's taxonomy places the organism in Eukaryota, Viridiplantae, Streptophyta, Magnoliopsida, Fabales, Fabaceae.